AGCGUCUUUCGGUUCUUCACUUCCACGAAAACAGAAACAGAAAACGAUCAGCUUACGCGCAAGGAAGCAGAAAAAGCGUGUCUUCGCUGCCUCUUCAAAAGACGCUCCCGAGGCCUCCUCCGCUAAAAGGCACAGUCAGUGUCGAAGAAGGAGGUUUUUUUUUUCUCCUUCACUGCUGUCAAGACGAACAAAUGGCGACAACAUCAGCAGAGGUGAAAGCCUCCGAGAAGCGGCAAUGGACGUACAAAAUCGCAAAGAGCAGCGUAUACCCCACAUCUCUCGACGCCAUCAACGAUCGCGUCGCCGCUCUGCGUCCGCUGUCGGCGCAACCGAACGCGGGUGUGCUUCCGGUAAUCCGCGCCUACUGCUCGCCACUGUACCUGUGUGUCGACGUGGAUGAGCAAGUAGCAGUAGAGCAACUCGGUGCCCGCGAGCAGUUCGUGCCGUUUUCUUCCUCUGCUGCGUCUCCGACGAUCCCCGAUGAGGAGGCGUCGGCGGUGGUAUUAGCUGUCGCCGAGACGCUCUCCCGCCUUCACGCCCGCGGCGUCGUUCAUGGUCACGUACACGUCGAUGUGGUGCGCCGUCAUGUGGCGGACCCGCGGCGUGUGGUCCUGCUCGAGGCAGAGCUGCCGAUGAGUGCGUUGGUGCCGCAGGGAGUCGUCGGCGCAGAGGCGCGACGCUGCGCGGCACCGGAGAUUCUGCGCGGUGCUCCGUACGGUGGAGCCGCGGAUGUGUGGGGUUUGGGGGUUCUCCUUCUUCAGCUGCUGUCGGAGCAAGCAAAGACGUGCUCGACGGCCGAUCUGGUGGACUCCGAUCUGCUCUCGCCAUUCCUUUCCACGCUGAGUCCGCAAGCGUUGAGUUUCGUGUUGCCGUGUUUGAAGGGGGACUCGUCAGCGCGGCCGCUACUGUGGAAUGUCAUGCAGCACCCUUUUUUGGCCUCGUUUCGCGAGAUGGAGAUGGCGGGCGUGACGGACACGACGGGCCGCAGCCCACAAAACAGCAGCAGCAGCAGUACCGAAGUGGAAGCGGAUACCGAUGAUGAAAGCGACGAGGAGAGUACGUCUGGUGAUUCAUUUUGA
Molecule: messenger RNA, 1079 nt
Organism: Leptomonas pyrrhocoris
Lineage: Eukaryota; Euglenozoa; Kinetoplastea; Trypanosomatida; Trypanosomatidae
Product: putative protein kinase
Exons: 1
Coding region: 192-1079 (295 amino acids)
Biological process (GO): regulation of cytokinesis; mitotic spindle organization; protein phosphorylation
Cellular component (GO): spindle midzone; spindle pole centrosome; chromosome passenger complex
Molecular function (GO): protein kinase activity; ATP binding
Source: RefSeq, a predicted model, not a curated record